This is a messenger RNA of Nycticebus coucang (slow loris), 2352 nucleotides long. RefSeq names its product component of oligomeric golgi complex 8 (gene COG8). NCBI's taxonomy places the organism in Eukaryota, Metazoa, Chordata, Mammalia, Primates, Lorisidae. The record is from RefSeq and is a predicted model, not a curated record. Gene Ontology annotation, biological process: N-terminal protein amino acid modification; peptidyl-methionine modification; intra-Golgi vesicle-mediated transport. The coding region runs from base 66 to 1997 and encodes 643 amino acids. The transcript is spliced from 6 exons. Gene Ontology annotation, cellular component: COG complex; mitochondrion. Gene Ontology annotation, molecular function: peptide deformylase activity.
CGGUUCCAGGUUCUAAGGCAGCGCCCUCACCGGUUUGGAGGGGGAUUGGCACUGCGGCGGGGAAGAUGGCUGCGGCGGCUACAGUCCCAACCCCAGCUGCGGCCUCGACCACCGCUACUACCACGGCAGCGGCUCUUGGGGAAGUGGAAGAUGAAGGGCUCCUGGCAUCUCUCUUCCGGGACCGCUUCCCGGAGGCUCAGUGGCGAGAGCGGCCCGAUGUGGGCCGCUACCUCCGGGAGUUGAGCGGGUCGGGGCUGGAGCGGCUUCGGCGGGAGCCCGAGCGCCUGGCGGAGGAGCGGGCGCAGCUGCUGCAGCAGACGCGCGAUUUGGCCUUCGCCAACUACAAGACCUUCAUCCGCGGCGCCGAGUGCACUGAGCGCAUCCACCGCCUGUUUGGAGACGUGGAGGCGUCGCUCGGCCGCCUGCUCGACCGGUUGCCCAGUUUCCAGCAGAGCUGCAGGAACUUUGUGAAGGAAGCCGAGGAGAUCAGCUCCAACCGCCGGAUGAACACCCUGACACUAAAUCGGCACACAGAAAUCUUGGAAAUAUUGGAGAUUCCUCAACUAAUGGACACUUGUGUCCGGAACAGCUAUUAUGAAGAGGCCCUAGAGUUGGCAGCUUAUGUACGCCGACUGGAAAGAAAAUACUCUUCCAUCCCUGUCAUCCAGGGCAUUGUGAACGAAGUGCGCCAGUCCAUGCAGCUGAUGCUGAGCCAGCUGAUCCAGCAACUGAGAACCAACAUCCAGCUCCCCGCCUGCCUCCGCGUCAUUGGCUACCUGCGGCGCAUGGAUGUCUUCACCGAGGCUGAGCUGAGAGUGAAGUUUCUUCAGGCCCGAGAUGCUUGGCUCCGUUCCAUCCUGACUGCCAUCCCCAACGACGAUCCCUAUUUCCAUAUCACCAAAACCAUUGAGGCCUGUCGUGUCCAUCUCUUUGAUAUCAUCACCCAGUACCGUGCCAUUUUCUCAGAUGAAGACCCCCUGCUUCCGCCUGCUGUUGGGGAGCACACUGUGAAUGAAAGCGCCAUCUUCCAUGGCUGGGUGCUGCAGAAAGUCUCACAGUUCCUGCAGGUGCUGGAGGCUGACCUUAACCGGGGGAUAGGCAGCCGCCUAGACUCUCUGCUGGGCCAGUGCAUGUACUUUGGGCUGUCCUUCAGCCGGGUAGGGGCUGAUUUCCGGGGCCAGUUAGCACCCGUUUUCCAGCGGGUGGCCAUCAGCACUUUCCAGAAAGCAAUUCAGGAAGCAGUGGAGAAAUUCCAGGAUGAGAUGAGCUCCUAUACUCUCAUCUCAACUCCAGCCAUCCUGGGCAGCAGUACUAUCCCUGCAGCUGUGCCAGCUGCCCAGCCAGGGACACUACAGCCGCCAAUGGUGCUCUUAGACUUCCCACCCCUGGCCUGCUUCUUGAACAACAUUCUGGUUGCUUUCAAUGAUCUGCGCCUCUGCUGCCCUAUAGCCCUGGCACAGGACGUGACUGGGACCUUAGAAGAUGCCCUUGCCAAGGUAACCAAAGUAAUCUUGGCCUUCCAUCGAGCUGAAGAGGCUGCCUUCAGCAAUGGAGAGCAAGAGCUUUUUGUCCAGUUCUGCACUGUCUUUCUGGAAGACCUUGUUCCUUAUUUAAAUCGCUGUCUCCAAGUCCUUUUUCCACCAGCACAGAUAGCCCAGACUUUAGGCAUCCCACCCACUCAGCUCUCCAAAUACGGAGACCUUGGGCACGUGAACACCAGCGUGGUUCAGGAGCCCCUCGCCUUCCUCCUGCCUAAGAGAGAGCCUGUCUUCCCUCCAGAUGGAAAGGAGCCAGCGCCCGAGACACCGCGGACACCGGAGCUCCCAGAGGAGGAGCCAGGGCUGGACCCCGGAGGAGAGCAGUUGGUGUGGCAGGCGAGUGGCUGGGCAGCCCGCAUCAUCCAACAUGAGAUGGACCACUUGCAGGGUUGCUUGUUCAUUGACAAAAUGGACAGCAGGACAUUCGCAAAUAUCCACUGGAUGGAAGUGAAUGACUGACCCUUUCCGGCUGGAGCAGAAGAGUCUGAAGACCAAGAAGCAAACGCUUGAUCUGGGGAUGUCUUACUUGGCAUCAACUUCCUAUCGAUUUGACUCUGACAGAAAGUGGUGGUCUGCCAAAGCAUGCCAAACUGAGCUAGAAGAAGAUGCUAGAAAUCAGCUAUGGACAAAAUAUGCCAACAAGUUGAGAAGAAAAAUACCUGCCCCAAAGGAAUAGAUGUUUCCUGACAAUGUUGUGUGGAGAUAAAUGGGGCAAGUAAAUUCAUUCUCAGUAGAAAUAAGUUCAUAAGACCUGUAUAAUAAUCUAUAUUCUAAACCAAGAUUUGAUAAUAAUGUAGUCCCCAAAUCUCUGAAA